Vollenhovia emeryi is the source of this 712-nucleotide messenger RNA. RefSeq lists its product as uncharacterized. Lineage: Eukaryota; Metazoa; Arthropoda; Insecta; Hymenoptera; Formicidae. The transcript is spliced from 2 exons. The record is from RefSeq and is a predicted model, not a curated record. Bases 142 to 567 code for a protein of 141 amino acids.
GUCAACGACCGCGUACACCGGCCAACGGCAAAUUACAUUUUACAUAAUGCCAUCCCUACUCGACGCACGCUCGCGGGGACAUGCAUUCAUAUAAAGAGAGAGAGAGCGCGGCUGGACAACCGAUUGACAGUUUGCUGUUCGAUGCGAUUCCCGAAGAUGGCAAAGUUCGCAGUCGUCGCGGUCGUCCUGCUGGCGUGCACUCUCGCGCAUUCCCAGAGGAUAAUUAGGGAAACGCCCACGCGGCCCGCAGACGCGAACGCAGCGGCCAUCAAGGACACCCUGCAGAAGAUCUCGAGCGGGGACUCGAGCGCGAAGGACGACGGGAAGCUCGUCGAGAUCAUUAAGGAGGUAAUCGUGAGGACCGCGGAGGAGAUUAAGACGCCCGCAGGAUCGAUCGAGGCGGCCGCUAAAAAGGCGCAGAUGUUGGUGUCCGAAUUGACCUCGGCGUACACGAACGCUAUCUACAAGUCCAAGUCCCCCGAGGACGGCCGAGAGAACUUCGUGCGCUUCCAGAGCACCGUCCAGGCGAUUGUGGAAUUCAUAAAAAACGGUCAAUUUCUGGCGUAGUUUGUCUUGGGCAUACCUGUUCCGUUUCGCCUGUACCCUGUCUGUCACCAGCGUCACCAAUGUAUCGUAGAGAAUCGAGAAAUAUAAUUAUGAGUUAACCACGCAAUGCGCACACCACCUAUCCCUUCGCCCUAAGCGCGCGGCU